CGCAACCUGGCAUUCAAUCGUUGAAUCAACCUCGGAGUGAGAAGAAGAAGUGCAUAUAUACCUCCCAGAAUGGCCAGCGGAUUGCGAAUUCUCGUCCCCGUCAAGCGGGUGAUCGACUAUGCGAUCAAACCUCGCAUCAACAAAACCCAGACCGGCGUCGAGACCGUCGGCGUGAAGCACUCUCUCAACCCCUUCGAUGAGCUCUCCAUCGAGGAAGCCGUUCGUCUCCGUGAACGCAAGGGUCCCCUGCAGGUCGAAAACAUUCUCGCCCUCUCCGCCGGUGGCGCGAAAUGCGUGGAUACCCUCCGCACCGCCAUGGCCAUGGGCGCCGACCGCGCCUUCCACGUGGACGUUCCCGACAGCAGUGACGGCGGCCUGGAGUCUUUGACUGUGGCGAAGAUGCUGCAGAACGUGGUCAAAUCGGAGAACAUCAACCUGGUGCUGCUCGGGAAGCAGGCCAUCGACGGUGAUCAGGGCCAGACGGGUCAGAUGCUGGCUGGUCUGCUGGGCUGGCCGCAGGCAACACAGGCCAGUAAGGUCGAGGUCAAGGAUGAUCAGGGUACAAUUGAGGUGACUCAUGAGGUUGAUGGUGGUGUUGAGACCCUCCGGGCCAAGCUGCCCAUGGUUAUUACCACGGACCUACGGCUGAAUGAGCCUCGGUAUGCCAGUCUGCCCAACAUCAUGAAGGCGAAGAAGAAGCCGCUAGAGAAGAAGACGCUGGCGGAUCUUGGGGUAGAUGAUAAGAAGCGUUUGAAGACUCUGAAGGUUACUGAACCCCCAGCCCGACAGGGUGGUGGCAAGGUUGAGGAUGUGGACGGGUUGAUCUCGAAGCUCAAGGAACUUGGCGCUCUGUGAUUUUAAAAUGCGGUGAUUAUUUAUGUUUCGCUAGACCAUUGGCCCUGUUACUGAACUAUGAUUCCACUGAUACAGCCAUGGUGUAUUCUACUAUUCUUUGAAUGAAUGCUUCCAUUAACCUUGUACCUCCUAAUAGCACCAGGACCUAGUAGGAAGUUUAGAGAACAAGUUGUAUAGUUGUUUUUAUAUCGUGAUAUACAACCUCUAUGAUGCUACUGUUAUAUAUAUUUAUAGGACAUGUUUCACAUCUUAUUACAUCAUUGUUGGCCAUAGUUUUUGAUCAACAACUUUCUGUCAUGGAGCUACCGCUGUUGAUCUACAGAUACGCCGCACCAGCUGGAUCUCUA
This is a messenger RNA of Aspergillus ochraceoroseus IBT 24754, 1202 nucleotides long. RefSeq names its product electron transfer flavoprotein subunit beta/FixA family protein. Lineage: Eukaryota; Fungi; Ascomycota; Eurotiomycetes; Eurotiales; Aspergillaceae. The record is from RefSeq and is a predicted model, not a curated record. Gene Ontology annotation, cellular component: cytosol. Bases 70 to 855 code for a protein of 261 amino acids. Gene Ontology annotation, molecular function: electron transfer activity. The transcript is spliced from 3 exons.